AUGACACCAAUGAAAAUCGGCGGUAGCGAAAAAAGUUAUGGUAGACAUACUAGAGAUACUAGCAUAUCUGCUGCUUCCACAUACACUGCCGCGAGUACAGUAAACACUCAGCCGUACCUUCCCAUAGCAGAAAAAUUUCACUCACCAACAAAAUCCUUCACAAGUUCGUCAACAUAUAUAGAAUACCCAAUAGAACAUGUUGACGUAGAAGCAAUAUGGUAUCGGAAAUAUUUUAUACAAAACCAACAUCCUACUUUUGUAGGAAUCACUGAAUCAUAUGGCACGGUGAUUAUUUCAUUAAUGUUGGAUGGAAAAACCAUCAAUAAUAAUCGUGAUAAUAUCUAUUGGUAUAGAUAUAUUUUACGCAAAAAGGAAUUGCCUGAUGAUCGUGGUGUGUUGGCGGGUCCUCCACCGAGUCCCCUUAAUGAUCCUCCAUGGGAUGUGUUAUUGAGAAUGAUUUCACGUGAAUUAGUUCAACCACGUAUCAAAAAAUUAAUAACAACACGAGAAUUAUCCGAAAAGUUGCUUGCUCUCGAUGAGGAUCGACUUCAAACGACCUAUAAAGUAGGGGUGUUGUAUUGCGCUCCAUCACAGACGACAGAAGAGGAGUGGUUUUCAAACACUUCAACAUCAAGAACUUUCUCGGAUUUCUUGGGGAUAUUGGGAAAGUUAGUAAAAUUAUCGGAAUUUGAAGGAUUUUCGGGUGGUCUGGACACAAAAUCGAAUGAGACCGGUGAAUAUUCGGUUUACGAUGACGAAACCCUUAAAAAUUAUGAGAUCAUGUAUCACGUUAGCACGAUGCUCCCGUAUGAAACCGCAAAUAAAUAUCAAAUCACGAGAAAACGUCAUAUAGGAAAUGACAUUGUUUGCAUAAUAUUUCAGGAUGUGUCAAAACCUUUCUUGCCUUCUUCGAUACGUUCACAAUUCUUACAAGUUUACGUCAUAGUUAGUCCUGUGGAGUUCCAACUUGAUGAUGAUGAAUAUGGAUGGCGUACCAGUAAUAGAGUUGGUUAUCGCGUGGAGAUCGUAUGUAAGGAUGGGGUACCUUAUUUUGGUCCUUCUUUACCGAAUCCCCCAAUAUUUUAUGAUCCGAUAUCUUUAAGGCAAUUUUUGGUCGCCAUCAUUAUAAACGGUCAAAAUGCUGCGUGGAAGACUCCAAAAUUAUCGGAACCAUUUCAAAGAGCUCGUGGUGGUAUAAUACAAGACAUUGCGAAUAAAUUAGUUAUAUUCUCGAAUGAAGUUGCACCAUCACCUCCUCACCCUCCCAAGAAGCAGUCCCAUGUUGAAUUGAAUUACAUACUGAAGAGGUUAUUCGUGGACCGAUUAAAAUUUGGAGGGAUUCCCCCUGACAUGGCACAUGUUAAGGAGUUGCUUGAAAAAGGUGCCAAUCCAAACAUUAGUAUACCUCAACCUAAACCGUUGAAAGAAAAGGUUUAUAAUAAUCAAGUUUCAUAUUCUUUGGGAGAAUGUGAACAUUGUAAUUUCUGUCCGACUCACUCCCAUUCAAAUUCACUUUUAUCAUCAUCAUCUAUCAAAACAACAAAUAAUCAAAAAUCACACAAACUUCCAAAUAUAUUAUUCGCUACGAUAGCGUUGGCGGAUGAUCCCGUUUAUGUAAAAUUUUUGAUAAAUUAUGGAGUAGAAACGAUGCCAAAAGACUCACAUUUUCCAAACGCGUUUGUAUUUGCCGCCACUCAUAAACGCGUUGAAACAAUGAGAUGUUUAUUAGAGAACGUUCCCGCCUUGUCAGAUCCGGAAUCAGUUGAUACGGCGAUCAAUGAUACAUAUAAUCGUGUCUACUCUCGAAAUACAAGUAGAAAUGGUAAUAAAUUGUAUGCAGCUUAUGCAUUUAAACAUUACGAAAGUAGUUUUUGGAAUACUGAAGCAACAAUUUUCUUUGGAAGGUUACGAGGUGUUUCAUAA
Molecule: messenger RNA, 1923 nt
Organism: Funneliformis geosporum
Lineage: Eukaryota; Fungi; Glomeromycota; Glomeromycetes; Glomerales; Glomeraceae
Source: the annotation of a GenBank genome assembly